GGGCUCGGCGGUGGGCAUUACGCCGCACGACGGGGGUGGCUGCUGCUGCUGUCUGUUGGUGGGGUUUUGGUGUGGAUUUUUUUCCUCUCGCUCUCUGAGCGUGGGAGUUUGAAAGCAUGGUGGAGGCGGAAUGAGAGUGUGCGUGGAGGAAGUCCACUCGUGGUUCUCCCGGGGCUCACCGCGGUGAGGAUGCGGGUUGCUAGCGGGCUGCCCUGGGCAUCCUGCGGAGGGCCGGGGGCUGCGAUGGGUUUGCUUGGUCCUGCCCCCGAGGGGCAGACCUGGGAGCAGCACUUCCAGCACUCAUGGCAAAGCCAUUAACUCAGCCUGUCUGUGGAGGGGCCCCGAGGAGGACAAACGCUUCGGAAUCCGCGGCGGGUACAACUACCAGAUAAGCAAUGUGCACUGCCCUGAGCCCGAAGGCACGUGGGCCUGGCCUGUCCGACAUGCAUCAGUAUAGUCAAUGGCUUGCAAGUAGACAUGAGGCCAACUUGCUGCCAAUGAAAGAGGAUUUGGCCCUGUGGCUCACAAACCUGCUGGGUAGAGAAAUAACAGCAGAAACCUUUAUGGAGAAAUUGGAUAAUGGUGCCUUGCUUUGCCGGUUAGCUGAAACCCUGCAGGACAAAUUAAAAGAAAACAGCUUUGAUGCAAACAAGCCUGGCAAAACCUUACCAGUUCGGAAAAUUCCAUGCAAAGCCAAUGCUCCUUCAGGGUCUUUUUUUGCACGGGACAACACAGCAAAUUUCUUAUCCUGGUGCAGAGAUGUAGGUGUGGAUGAUACCUGCCUGUUUGAAUCAGAAGGUUUGGUACUCCACAAGCAGCCAAGAGAAGUGUGCCUUUGUUUGCUGGAACUUGGAAGAAUUGCAGCAAGAUUUGGGGUGGAACCUCCUGGAUUAAUAAAAUUGGAAAAAGAGAUUGAACAAGAGGAAACACUUUCAGCUCCUCUUCCAUCUCCUUCACCAUCACCCACAAAGUCUCCUGGGAAAAAAAGCACAGGAAAACUGUUGGAUGAUGCUGUUAAACAUAUUUCUGAAGAUCCACCAUGUAAAUGCCCUAAUAAGUUCUGUGUGGAACGUCUUUCACAGGGAAGAUACAGAGUUGGAGAGAAGAUCCUUUUUAUUAGGGCACAUAACUGUGACCUGAUAAAACUGAGCACUUGUAAACAGAAGAAGUCAGAGGGACUCCUUCUUACCUGCAGAAGUCAAGUUCCUGUUUCAACAAAAUACCAGAGUGCUUAUUCAUUCAUAAAUUUCUGCUUAAUUUAACUUACAGUGAAGUCAAUGAAGCCAGGUAAGGUUUGGGUUUUCUCAGGAGUGUGAAGUUGGGAACAUGUAUAAGUACUGUGCUGAAUAAGUAUUAAGAACUCCUAAUUAAUUCAGUUACAGAUCAUAAAGAAGAAGAAAUAAGGGAUUUGUUAAAUCUCACAGCUAGUUUGAGAUUUAACAUGCUAGUAUAAAGGAUUAAUAGCUUUUCUGGUUUGUAGCCAGUGAGACUUUUUUUUUAAUUCUGCAGUAUAUUUAGGUAAUAGCUUUAUUACUAGUUUCAAACCACUUUGAAAAAUGUAAUGGUUAUUAACCAAAGACCUCAGAAAUCUGGCACAGUUUAACAUCUACAUUUUCUUCCUUUUGGUUUUCAUUUUAAAAACAGUAUCAAAGUAUUUUUAAUCUUUUAAUUUUAAGAAACUUGAAUUCUGCGAGAAUGGUGAGUAUCAAAUUUCCUUUUGCUGGUUUUUUAGUUAUGCAGUCUAGUCCAAGCCACAUUUCAUUCCAAAUUUGCAAACAAAACAUCCUUUUCAUAUCACACUUCUGCAUUCCAGGUUGAAUUUUGCAAAAAAAAAAAA
Molecule: messenger RNA, 1837 nt
Organism: Parus major (Great Tit)
Lineage: Eukaryota; Metazoa; Chordata; Aves; Passeriformes; Paridae
Gene: GAS2
Product: growth arrest specific 2
Exons: 8
Coding region: 396-1262 (288 amino acids)
Biological process (GO): actin crosslink formation
Cellular component (GO): actin filament
Molecular function (GO): microtubule binding; cytoskeletal adaptor activity; actin filament binding
Source: RefSeq, a predicted model, not a curated record